Ostrinia furnacalis (Asian corn borer) is the source of this 2134-nucleotide messenger RNA. It is a transcript of the gene capt, whose product is annotated as adenylyl cyclase-associated protein 1. Gene Ontology annotation, molecular function: adenylate cyclase binding; actin binding. The transcript is spliced from 10 exons. Gene Ontology annotation, biological process: cytoskeleton organization; actin filament organization; cell morphogenesis. Lineage: Eukaryota; Metazoa; Arthropoda; Insecta; Lepidoptera; Crambidae. Bases 480 to 1742 code for a protein of 420 amino acids. The record is from RefSeq and is a predicted model, not a curated record. Gene Ontology annotation, cellular component: cytoplasm.
CGUUCGCUUCUGCUUCGCCGGUAGCGUGUAGCGUUAUAGCCAGCAACAGGCCGGCUGACAACAGAUCGGUGAAUCACAUCACAUCAUAGUUGUAUCCGUCCCGCGAGCUCUACACUCAGUGUUCUGAAACUCACGCGCAAGUUCACACGCGUAUGUGUUGCCAUACUGUUUGUUACUAGUGCGUGAAAAAACGGUUCAGUGUUCGAACCGAGUGCUCACAAUUGUGCCCAUUCCAACGGAUUUUAGGAUUUCUACCCCUUUCAACAGUUAACGAAGGCGAGCCUGCAGCUGCCACCUCAAGCCCGGCAGCGGAGCUCGAGGCUCUGAUCGAGCGCCUGGAGCGCGUCACCUCGCGCUUGGAGCGGCUGCCACACUUGCGCGCGCGCACCCCCACCCCCCCGCGCUCGCCCGCGCCGUCCCUCGCGUCCACGCCGCCUCCGCCGCUACCGGAGCCAGAACCAGAGGCGAUUGUUGACGCCAUGAGUGUCAACGGGUACCAGGAUAUAGUGCAGGGGCCACUCCGCACGUACAUCGAGUUGUCCCAGCAGAUCGGCGGGGAUGUUGCCACGCACGCCAACUUGGUCAACUCUGCCUUCCAGGCACAGUUACGUUACAUCCAGCAGGCAGCCUCUAGGGGCAAGCCGUCGCAGGCCGAAGAGAUGCAGCUGCUAGCUCCGACGAGCGAUCAGAUCUCUGCUAUCCAACAAUUCCGCGAGAAAAACCGCGCGUCCCAGUUUUUCAACCAUCUCUCCGCUAUAUCUGAGAGCAUUCCGGCGCUCGGGUGGGUGGCGAUAGCGCCCACCCCCGCGCCCUACGUGAAAGAGAUGAACGAUGCCGGCCAGUUCUACACCAACCGCGUGCUGAAGGAGUGGAAAGAGAAGGACAAGAGGCACGUGGAGUGGUGCCGCACCUGGGUGCAGCUGCUGUCCGAUCUCCAGGCCUACGUCAAACAGUACCACACCACCGGACUCGUAUGGUCUGGCAAAGGUGGGGCGCCCCCGCCGCCCCCGCCCGGCGGCAUGCCCCCUCCGCCGCCCGUGCUGCCCGAGGCUGACUUCUCCAACAUGACCGUGGAUGACCGCAGCGCGCUCUUCGCCGAGAUCAACCAGGGCGAGAACAUCACUAGCAGCCUGCGUAAAGUGACUGCCGACAUGCAGACCCAUAAGAACCCGCAACUGCGCCAGGGCCCGGCGCCCUUCAAGGCGGCGCCCCGCUCGGCGCCCGGCAAGCCCAUCCCGCAGCCCGGCGCCGGCACGCUGCCCGACAAGCCGCCCGUGUUCACGCGCGACGGCAAGAAGUGGCUCAUCGAAUACCAGAAAGGCAACCCCAACCUGGUGGUCGAGAACGCCGAUAUGAACAAUGUGGUAUACAUGUUCCGCUGCCGCGACUCGGCGCUGACGGUGCGCGGCAAGAUCAACGGCGUGGUCCUGGACUCGUGCACCAAGUGCGCGGUGGUGUUCGACAACCUGGUCUCCAGCAUCGAGUUCGUUAACUGCCAGUCUGUGCAGAUGCAGGUGUUGGGCAAAGUGCCCACGGUGUCUGUCGACAAGACGGACGGCUGCCAGAUCUACCUGUCGCCGGAGUCCCUCAACGUGGAGAUCGUCAGCUCCAAGUCCUCCGAGAUGAACGUGCUGGUGCCACAGAGCAACGGCGAUUACAACGAGCACCCGAUCCCGGAACAAUUCAAAACGGUCCUGUCGGGCAACGGCCUCACCACUACCCCCGUGGAGAACAAGGGCUAAGCUCCCUCGCAGUCGGAACCGUGCCCGGGAACACCUUUUGCUUAUAGAUUAAUAUGUUUUAGCUUCGCAGACACCGGCUGUUCGUCUUUGUUUCUGAAACCUGUCUAUCCCAAAACAUAGACGGACAGCACUUGUCUCAAGCAGGCAAUACGAUCACGAACACCACGCAAAAAAUACGCUAAUAAUAUCCAUAACUCAAGCAUACGUCAAACACGUGUGCAACUGUGUCGAAAACAUAGUCCGUGCUAGAUUGCGUGGAAUUUGCGAGCGUAUUGUGAUAGUAAUAAAUUCGAAACGAGGCGAGUCUCUCUUAAAUUAAUGAUAAUGAAAAUAUAUUUUGCACGGUCUAGUUCAAUAUUAGUUCACUUGCUGCGAUUCGCCUCGAGUAUCUA